CGGCAGCGGUGGCAGUAUUUGACGUGGACUCGAACCUGUCAACACACGCUCAGCAAAGUGGGAAAUGUCUUUUUUUUUUUUUAAUGUCCAUCUUUUCUAAUACCUGGUGAGGUUAUUGAAGCGCCUGCGCUUUGGAUUAAAAUGGGCUAUUUUUCAUUCUGUGCCAACAAGCCAAAAAGGGGCUUCCACUCUUUUGGAAUAUGUUUAUUAAUGCGCAGUGGACAUUUUUUGUCUUCAUAUCGUCCUCUUUUUUCUCUUUCCUCGCGUCCAAUACGUGAAGAUGUCAUUUAAUGGCACAACCUGUUCCCUCGCGUUAGGCUUGAAUGAUGGCAAUCUGUUGAGAUGAAAAACGGCACUUUGGGGGAUAUUUACUUGCCUGCGCGCGGCUCCUGCCUGUUGUUCGAGUCUGUGGAGGAACGCGCAACUUUGCCGGGAGCUGGACCGGCAUCUGGACGUGGAAGCGAAGCCGGAUUCGGGGCUGCGGUUGAUUUGAGCGCGUCACGAGGGCCACGCCGUGGGGCCCGGGAGGGGCACCAAAGGAGCGGCCCCCGCAUUGGGCCGAUCUGUGGGGAUCCGGUUAUGGUUUGGGGACGUUGAAGAUGGGGCUGAUGAUGAUGUUGGUGAAUGGCCCAAGCUCCUCAGUGUGUUUACUGAUGUGCGCAAUUGUCUUUUUCCCGUUGUGCUCUUACGCGCACCCGCAGCCCUGUCAGGUUCUAAAGCGCAUCGGCCACACGGUUCGGGUGGGAGUUCUGCAUGUGCAUCCUCGCUUACUCCCCGACACCAACACUUCCGAUAUCUGGAAUACCGCGGGCGGUCCAUCGGAGACCAGAAAUGGGCGAGCGCAUGUGGACAAACAGCUUUCCAAAAGUGCCGAGUUCAGAAGCCUCCGGAGUAGAAGUUCCGCUCCCAUUCCACGAGGUGGGAAUCGGGGUAAAAUCCACGCACGGCAACGGGAAGAGAACCCAUCGUGGGAUGAUCGUUUAUUCGCACCCAGAGAGUCGAUCCUGCUCGCGGUGGAGGCUGUGAACCGAGCCGGGAUUCUUCCCUUUAAUUUGUCACUGGAGCUCGUCAUGGCGGUGGGCUCGGGACUCGGAGAGCUUCCAGCCUUUUCUUUCUCGUCGCCGGGAAGCCCCGAGGAUGAGGACCCGCUGUCCUUUGUGGAGAGCGUGUGUCACACGGUGGUCGUGCAGGGGAUCUCCGCCGUGGUGUCCUUCCCUCGGAACCGUGACGAGUUUGUUAAGUUGGAGUUUGUAUCUCAAGCGCUUCGGGUGCCUGUUGUCAGCGUGCUUCCGAGAGAGUUUAAGCGACAAAGUGAGAAUCAUCUUCAUUUCCAAAUGGCAAUGCGAUCAGCGGAGGCCCCGGCACCUCAUCUCCUCUACUCGCUUUUGAUGAUGAAUGGCUGGUGGGACAUAAGCGUGUUGCUCUGCCAGGAAUGGGACAUAAGUGAAUUUAUUUUCCUCAUCAAAAAUAACACCCGUUUCCACCUGGGCGCACUUGUCAACCUGACAUCUUCAACUUCCGCACUGCCGUCAUCAUCUUUAUCUAACUCAGGAGGCGCAUUAAGUGUCUCAACAGGAAUGGAGUUGUCAUCGACAUUUUCCCAUCAUUUGUCUUCAUCUGCUUCGGCUUCCAACGCUAAAACGGAGCAGCAGCAAGCUCUCAUGCGGCAGUUGGAGGCCCUGAGAGAGCCUUCGACCACAGUCGGAGUGGUGACCUUCGGCUGCGAGAUUCGGGAGGUUCGUCGACUGUGGGCGACGGCCACUCGGAUGACGCUUCCGGAAUUCCACUGGAUCUUAGGGGACGGCCAGAAUGUGGCUGAGUUGAGAACAGAAGGAUUACCCCUUGGACUAUUGGCACACGGGAUCAUGGCGCCACCUUCACUGGAUAAGUACGUCCAAGACUCGUUGGAACUGGUGGCACGGGCUAUCGGAAGUGCAGCCCAAGAGAAUCCCGCCCUGGCGCUCAUUCCCGGAACUACAAAUUGUAUGGAUGUACAGCCGAGAAAUGGAAGCUCAGGGGAAUACUUGACAAGAUUUCUUUCCAACACAUCCUUUGAGGGCCAGAGUGGCUUUAUAUCCAGAGAGCGUCAGAGCCAAAAUGUCAUCUCAGAAGCCCAUCACUACAUCUGGUCCCUCCAGCUGGACCCCCUCGGCCAGCCAACCUGGACGAGACUCGGACGUUGGCGUAGGGGGAAGGUUCUGAUGGACCACGGGGCCUGGACGAGCCGACAGGGUUCCGGAGGGGGAGGCGACUGGCGCAGACCCACCAGGCUGCAUUUACGGGUGGUGACGCUGGUGGAGCACCCGUUUGUGUUCACCCGGGAUGUAGAUGGAGACGGGAUGUGUCCCGCCGGCCAGUUGUGCCUCGACCCGCUCACCAAUGACUCAUCGGUUUUACAGAGUUUUUUCCAAAAUCUUGCAGGACCAAAUGGAUCUGUCCCUACAGAUGCGAAGAAAUGUUGCUAUGGUUACUGCAUUGACUUGCUGGAGAAGCUAGCAGAGGACAUGGGAUUCACCUUUGACCUCUACAUUGUUGGAGAUGGGAAAUACGGAGGCUUUAAGAAUGGACGCUGGACGGGAUUAGUUGGUGACCUGCUUAGCGGUGCUGCUCACCUAGCUGUGACAUCUUUUAGCAUUAAUUCAGCAAGAAGCCAAGUCAUUGACUUCACCUCGCCCUUCUUCUCCACCAGCCUGGGAAUUCUGGUUCGUACCCGUGACACCGCGGCACCUAUCGGAGCCUUCAUGUGGCCUCUCCAUUGGUCAAUGUGGCUCGGGAUCUUUGUCUCGCUCCACGUCACCGCCAUCUUCCUCACCUUAUACGAGUGGCACAGCCCAUUUGGUAUGACGCCAAGGGGACGCAACCGAGACCGUGUCUUUUCCUUCUCCUCGGCUCUGAACGUGUGCUACGCCAUACUUUUUGGGAGAACCGUUGCCAUCAAGCCUCCAAAGUGUUGGACGGGCCGUCUGCUGAUGAACCUGUGGGCCAUUUUUUGUCUCUUCUGCCUGUCCACCUACACUGCUAAUUUGGCGGCGGUCAUGGUUGGUGAGAAGACCUAUGAGCAGCUGUCAGGGAUCCAUGACCCAAAGUUGCACCAUCCCUCUCAGGGAUUCCGAUUCGCUACGGUGAGGGAAAGCAGCGCCGAGGACUACGUCAGAAAGAGUUUUCCCGAGAUGCACGAGUACAUGCGGCGAUACAACGUCCCGGCAACGCCGGACGGCAUACACAAUCUCAAGGCCGAUCCCCAGAAACUGGACGCCUUCAUCAUGGACAAAGCUCUGCUGGACUACGAGGUCUCAAUCGACGCAGACUGCAAGACUCUGACUGUUGGCAAACCGUUUGCGAUAGAAGGAUACGGGAUCGGUCUGCCUCAGAACUCUCCGCUCACCUCCAACUUCUCCGAGCUUGUUAGUCAGUACAAGUCGGACGGAUUCAUGGACAUGCUGCAUGACAAAUGGUACAAGGUGGUGCCGUGCGGGAAACGCAGCUUUGCUGUUACUGAGACCUUACAAAUGGGCAUAAAACAUUUCUCCGGGCUCUUUGUGAUGCUGUGUGUGGGCGUGGCUUUAUCUCUGGUGACCACCAUUGCCGAACACAUCGUGUACAAGCUGGUGAUUCCGAGGGUCAAGGAGCCACGCUUCAAAUAUUGGUUGCAUACCAGUCAGAGAUUACACCGAGCCCUCAACUCCGUCUUCGCCGACGACAAGCUGCAGACUGUCACCAAGCCCGAGAAGAGGUGCAAUGAAGGAAACAACCAGUCGGCGACGUGGAAUCCCGCCGAUUCGUCGCUCUGUAACAGGCGUAGGGUUCUUCCCAACGAGGCGCACAAUGACUUGGAGCGUCCAUCUUCCCCGCCAGCUUCGGCUAUUCCGCUUCACCAUUCUCUUCCUCUAUUGGGCAAACAUCUCCCCGUUGUGACCGCCUCAAACGGGCGCUCCAACCUGUUGGGCCGCUUGUGUUCCCAAGGACUUGGGCGAGGGCAGGGGAGCGCCACACCGGGAAUGACUCCGGGACAGUGUCUGGGUUUGAGUGCGGGGGACUGUGAUCCUGGACUGGGUGUGGGCCACAUUCCACUAGUGCAAGAGCUGUCCGAACUGGAGACUCAAAUCUCCGUCAUCAAACAACAGCUGCAAUCGGCCAUGAGGAGGAAGAGAGAACUGGAAAAGUACCAAUCGGAAAACCCGUUAGCAAACCAGACUCCACCUAGCCAAGCUACGGUGCCGCAGUCCAAUCAGCUCUCACAAUAUCCACAAUCCCACCAACAGACUAACCAACACCAAAACACACUACCAGAAUUCUGAAACAUUUUCCUAAUUUGUCAAGGGCCAACUUCCCUCAUGUGGUGGUCCUAGAAGAACAUGCAGCUAAGGCAUUUACAGACGAACGAUGUUAUGAGGCCCAGGAGGAUUCCAGAACGCUGGACUGAAUCGUUCCAUUUGGUCUGAAUCUAUCCCAAUCGAUCAUUUCUUGACCUGUGGAUUGCAUUUAACGGGGAGUCGUGAACAGUACCGAGCACCAAGUCAGUCCUUCCUCGCUUGUUGCAAUUUGUGGUGAGCUGUGUAAACCAUUUCCCUUCCCUGCCUCUCAUUACCUUCAUUUUCUUUCAUCCCUCCCCUACUGCUUCCUUCUCUCUCUCUGGCGCCUUCCACCUCUAAGCCUCGCCUCUUCAAGGGAGCACAUUUGCUUUGCAGUGGUGAUAAGCCCCAUCCCAGAUAUGAAGACCCAUAGGUAUUUAAGCCUAAUGGGCCAAAUCACCCGAGUCUUAUGUUACAGCUCAGCCAAAGUUGCCAUGACCCGAGCUUGAACCCAGCCCUUAAGUCUUGGUGUCCCUUAGAUCUUAAUGAAACCUGAAUUUGUUUACCAAUGACUUCUUUGGGGUUAUGAAUCUAUUGGUCUCGUUUUCUGGUCAUGAUCUAUUCUGAGUUGUCCAGGUCUUCCUGCUGCAGCACACUUGAUUCCGAAUUUCACCUCAUCAGCAAAUUCUGGAGAAGCUUGAGAACGACCCUGAUCAUUACAAUUAGGUGUGUGAAGAAGGAAAAGUCUCUCUAAGACCAAAAUUGUCUCCCCCUGGCAUUGGAGAUCCGUUUUUUGUUCUGUCUUGCUAAAAAGAAGUUCAAAAAGUAUCAUAACAUGAAACAGUCUAAAUUUUUUAGUGCAUUGUGAACAUCUGACACAAACCACCUCUGACAUAUUUGUUUAACAUUCACAACUGAAGUCAUCUCCCUGUAAUGAAAUCUGUUUCACCUUUGCUGUUCAACGUUUGAGUUCUGUCAUUAAAGACCGACCUCUCUCGUUUGCACUUAUAA
Syngnathus typhle (broad-nosed pipefish) is the source of this 5303-nucleotide messenger RNA. It is a transcript of the gene grin3a, whose product is annotated as glutamate receptor, ionotropic, N-methyl-D-aspartate 3A. The coding region runs from base 600 to 4298 and encodes 1232 amino acids. Gene Ontology annotation, molecular function: NMDA glutamate receptor activity; transmitter-gated monoatomic ion channel activity involved in regulation of postsynaptic membrane potential. Gene Ontology annotation, biological process: ionotropic glutamate receptor signaling pathway; synaptic transmission, glutamatergic; monoatomic ion transport. The transcript is spliced from 10 exons. Lineage: Eukaryota; Metazoa; Chordata; Actinopteri; Syngnathiformes; Syngnathidae. Gene Ontology annotation, cellular component: postsynaptic membrane; plasma membrane. The record is from RefSeq and is a predicted model, not a curated record.